AUGUCGGAUCAAAGAAUCUUUACCAGGUAUAGAGCAAGUGAAAUUAGAACUGAUCUACAAAACAUUGAUAUAAAGAAAUUGAAAUCAAGCGCAACCAAAAGGAAAAAUGCCUUAAAGAAAAUAAUUGCUAAUAUAUCAUUGGGAAAUUAUGGCGAAAUGCUUGAACUACUCCCAGAAAUACUUUCAUUUUGGCAAAUUGAAGAUGAUUUUGAAGUGAAAAGAAUAUGCCAUGAAUACGCUAGAUCCUUAGGUUCAAUUAAACCAAAAAUUACUGAUGAUAUCCUACCCUUUGUGUUGCAGGACUUAAAAUCCAGGAAUGAACAUCUUCAAAUAAUGGCUCUUCGAACUCUAGUAUUCAUCCCAUCUGCAUCAUUUACAAACGAGGCUUUCAAAUUUAUUAUAUCUAUGGUAAAUCGCCGCAAUGCGUCAGAAGAAUUGACAAAAACGGCAUUAUUUGCACUAAUCCAAUUAGAUGAUUUGAAUCAUAAUAAAGUUACUGACCUUUUUAAUAUCAUACAUGAUACCAUUCAGCAAAGGUCGGAUAAUCCUAGUAUUCAGGUUGCAGCAUUACAUACACUUUACGCAAUCCAUGAAAAACAUACUGAUAUGAAACCUCUGCAAAUAACCGUUGAAUCCUGCUUUGAUUUAGUAGAGAGGUUAUCGGAACUAAAUGAAUGGGAUAAAGGUCUUUUACUAGAGGCUUUAACAACAGCUGUAGUUCCACAAACCCAUGCUGACUCAUACGACCUCAUUGAUAUUGUUCUACCUCAGCUUCAGCACGUAAAUACAUUUGUGGUUCUUAAUACCUUUAAAUUUGUUAUCUACCUGCUCAACUACGUUGAUAGCGUAAGCGAAAACAUUGUUAAGAGAUUAUCAAAUUCCAUCAUUGCACUUUUAAAUAAAGCUCCCGAGUUACAGUUUUUGGUGUUAAGAAACGUGAUCCUUCUGUUGUUAAGCAGAGAGAAACCGUUAUUGGAUUUAGACGUUUCUUAUUUCUUUGUUGAAUUUAAUGAUCCAAUAUAUAUAAAAGAUACAAAACUGGAAUGCCUUUAUUUACUUGCGAAUCAAGACACUUUAUCUCAAAUUUUAGAAGAAUUGGAACAAUAUGCAACUGAUAUUGACAUUCAAAUGUCGCGAAAGGCAAUACGAGCAAUCGGGAACCUAGCGGUGAAACUUGACGAAAAUGCAGCCACCGAUUGCUUUAAUCUCUUACUUCAUCUACUAGAAUUUGGAGUAGAUUAUGUGGUACAAGAGAUUAUAUCAGUCUUUAGGAAUAUACUAAGAAAAUACCCAGACAAAUUUAGGUCAAGCAUAAGGGAGAUAGUAAAGUAUACCGAUGCUGUUCAAGAACCGGAGUCAAAGAAUGCUAUGAUUUGGAUUGUCACGCAAUAUGCAGACUUUCUACCAGAUUAUAUUACUGUUUUUGAGAAACUUAAUUCAUCAUUUAUGGAGGACCCGUUAGAAGUGCAAUUCUCGAUAUUAAAUUCUAGUAUUAAACUUUUUAUGAAGUUUCCUACUCCUGAAACAAAACAGCUUAGUGGUGAUGUUCUUAGGACUUGUGUGGAUAUGGUGAAUAAUCCGGAUCUAAGGGCCAGGGCUUUGAUGUAUCAAAGACUAAUCCAAUUGGCUAAUUCACAAUACGGUCCAUAUGCAGCACUGGACAAUUCUUUGCAUGAAAUUGUAGAUUCUAACCUUCCCCUUAUCGAACUAAAUUCAAAACUGGAUCCGCUUGUACUUGAAGAACUAGCGUUGAAUAUAAGUUCUGUCACCUCCGUGUAUUUAAAACCAACUUCCCAAAUUUUUAGGCUGAACAGAACGAAAUUUUUACCCCAAAGUCCUGUUCUUUUAGCUGAUAAAAAUAAACUGACAAUUAAUGAUGGUCCUUCAUUUUCCAGAGAUCGUGCCGACUCAAAAGCUAAAUCGCUUCCUAAGAGAACUCCAACCAUGAGUGAUUACGAUAAACCUGCCGAGAAGGUGAACCAACUAAGAGGAAAAAUGAAGUCAAGCUCGUCUUCUCCAUCAAAGUUAGUUCGUAAACCAUCAAUGUUGAUGAAAAGAUUGUCAAUGAAGCGUCCGUUCUGA
Messenger RNA from Naumovozyma castellii, 2082 nucleotides. RefSeq names its product Apl1p (gene APL1). The transcript has a single exon. The record is from RefSeq and is a predicted model, not a curated record. Bases 1 to 2082 code for a protein of 693 amino acids. NCBI's taxonomy places the organism in Eukaryota, Fungi, Ascomycota, Saccharomycetes, Saccharomycetales, Saccharomycetaceae.